AUGGACUUCGACCUGGUCAUCCCGCAGCUCGGAGGUUUCGGCCGUUAUCAGAAGCGGCUGGCGGCCGCCGUCUGUCUCCCGAACUUGCUGCUGGCUUUCAGCUUCUUCAGCGAUGUCUUCCUCAGCCGGACCCCCAGCCACCACUGCCGGCCUGACCCGCAGCUCUUGCCCCUUGCCCUCAGAAACCUGUCGGGCUCUCUUCUUCUUAACUACAGCCUGCCACUGCGAAGCGGCAGCGAGCCUUUUCCCGCCAGUUGGAGCCGCUGCCGGCUGUACCAAUAUCCGUUAACGGUCGGCGCGAGCCGGCCACUGCCCAACGGCACGGUCUCGUGCACCCGAGGCUGGCAGUUCCAGCCACGCGACAGCCUCCACAACAAUAUCGUUACUCAGUGGAACUUGGUUUGUAAGAACUAUUGGAAGGUUCCACUGGAGCAAGUGAGCCACAAGAUUAGUUGGACUGUUGGAUAUUUAACCCUAGGAUCUGUUGCUGACCGCCUGGGCCGCCGAAAUACAUUCAUUCUCUCGCUAAUUCUAUCAAUUAUUCAGCAUAUUGGAGUUUCUAUCUCUGUGGAUUUCCUCAUGUUUGUUCUGUUCCAUAUGUUCAGUGGCUUAGCAUCAGCUGGACUCUUUUUGUCUAUAUACAUUGCAAGGUUGGAGAUGUGUGACCCACCCCACCGACUGAUGAUCACAGUGAUUGCUGGAUCCUUUACAGUGGCUGGGGAGAUGUUGCUGCCAGGAUUAGUUAAGUUAUGCAGAGAUUGGCGAAUUUUGCAGACUGUUGUCACUGGCCCCUUCGUAUUACUACUCAUUUAUUGGUGCAUUCCAGCUUUGUUCCCAGAGUCUCCACGCUGGCUUCUUGCGACCAGACAGAUUCAGAAGUGUAAGCACAUCAUGCAGGAUAUUGCAGCUAGUAAUGGUGUCAAUGUGGAUGAUGAAUUAUACACACCAAACAAUGUAUUUAAUGAGAUUGAUGUUUUAUUUGGAGAGUUUACAGAGUCUCGUAUUUACAGCUUCUUUGAUAUGGCCACUACUAAAGUCAUUUGGAAGAACAUAUUGAUACUGGGGUUCACCACGUUCAUUGGCAGUGGAAUCCAGCAUUGCUUUUCCCAAACCCUCACUGACUAUAGCUCCAAUUUCUACUUGAGCUAUUUCAUCGCCGUCGCUGCUGAAGGCAUGGCCCUCCUUUUUCUAUACUUUACCGUGAACAGGUUUGGCCGUCGUGGCAUUCUGCUACUGUCAACAAUCAUCACAGGCAUGUCAUCGCUGUUGUUGCUUGCUCUCUCACAGUAUCUGCAUCAAAUUCUUCAACUGGCUCUUUCCGUCCUGGGUCUCUUCUCAGCUUAUGUUGUUGUUACACUGAGUAAUUUUUUUGCCAGUGAGGUUAUUCCAACCGUAGUUAGAGGUGCAGGCUUAGGUCUUGUUAUGGCAACAAGCUGCAUUGGAAAAGCAACAUCUCCGAUAAUGGAUCUCCAUAAUAAACAUGGCUUCUUUCUCCUGCAUGUUGUGUUUGCCUCUUUUGCUGUCCUCUCAGUGCUGUGCAUCAUGUUGCUUCCAGAAAGCAAACGGAAGCCACUCCCAGAGUCUUUAAAAGAUGGUGAAAAUCAGAGACGCCCUCCCAUGUGUUUAUCACGAAACAAGGAUAGAGCUCCUCUGCUUCGCUCAUAUCAACAUAGGUGUUAUAAUCCAGAAAACUAUUCCAAGCUUGUAACUGCAACCAAGAAAAUACUGGUCCAUAACAUCCAUUUUGAAUCACAAGAUCUUGUAAAUGAAAGUGUGAUUGAUGAGAUCAGAGAUUCAACGUCUUAG
Molecule: messenger RNA, 1806 nt
Organism: Hemiscyllium ocellatum (epaulette shark)
Lineage: Eukaryota; Metazoa; Chordata; Chondrichthyes; Orectolobiformes; Hemiscylliidae
Gene: slc22a31
Product: solute carrier family 22 member 31
Exons: 9
Coding region: 1-1806 (601 amino acids)
Biological process (GO): transmembrane transport
Molecular function (GO): transmembrane transporter activity
Source: RefSeq, a predicted model, not a curated record